GUUUGUGAUCCCCGCCGAACAUGUGUGCCCCCCUCGGGGUAUUUGUGACUAAUGGCGGGUAUGUGAGCCCCACAGGUACCAGUGUCCCCACUGAGGAGGUAUCUGUGAUCCUGACGGGGUGUCUGCUCCUUUGGGGGCAACUGUCAUGCAUGGGUGGGGGUAUCUGUCAUCUGUGAGGGGUGUAACUUCCCAUCCCCUCAGGGCAUCUGCGAUCCCCGGGGCGUGUCUGCCCCCCAUCACCUGUGACCUUGGAAGUAUCUGUCCCUUACAGGGUAUCUUCCCUCCCUGUUCGCCCGCCCCGAGGCAUGUCUCACUCUGGAGCGUUUCUGUCCCUCCCGAGCCACAGGUGACAGCUCUCCCGCAGGGUAUCUGCUCCCCGCUCCAUGGGGCAUCUGUGAUCCCCUGGAGUACCUGCAAUUCAAUGAGGAGUUCUUGCCUAUACCCUGUGGCCAUCUGUGACCCCGCGGGGGGUACCUGUCCCUGCCAGCAGCAUCUCUUACCCACUGUGGUGUUCCCCCCCAGUCACUCACAGGGACCCUGUGGUGUUGGGGGGCCAGGUACUGCCCCUUGUGCUGGUGUCAGCGAGUCAGGCCACCUCCCACAGGAGGGAAAGAAAAACAGCCGUAAGCGGAUUUUGGCUGAUGCUCGUCCCAGCCUGGCGCCAGGAAGAUGAAUCCCAGCUGCACGCGGGGCUGAUGAGGGCCAGGAUGGGCACGAGUGUCAAUCCAGGACACAGUGGGGUGCCAGGGCGGGGUGCACUGUCUCCUCCGCGCCCUCAGUGCUGCCCAAUCCGCUGCAUUCCCGCGUCCCGUGAUCAGCGGCCACGGGUUGUGCUGCACCACGACCUUUGAGAUGAGCUGUGCUCGUCCCAUGGCACCUGGAGCCCAGCUGCCCCCCAGGUAAGAGCCCCGGCCCCCGGGCACCCCCAGGUAAGAUCCUUGACCCUGUUGUCGGUGGUCGUGGCAGUGACCAUGUGCUGCUGUGCUUCCACAUGCACAGUGGGGGACUUUGUCCCUGCUGUCACUGCGUCUCUCAGUGCUGCUGUCCUGACCUGCUGUCGCCCUGGCAGAGCGAUGGCAGCGGUGUUGGCUCUGCUGGUGGCCUGGCCAGCUGCUGCCGCAGCAGUGAGGGUGACACAGGACUCGCUGCUCAAUGUCUGCAUGGAUGCCAAGCACCAUAAAACAGAGCCUGGCCCUGAGGGGCAGCUCUACGGGCAGUGUGUCCUCUGGAAGGACAAUGCCUGCUGCACUGCCAACACCAGUUUGGAAGCUCACCGGGACCAGUCCUACCUGUACAACUUCAACUGGGACCACUGUGGGGCCAUGCCAGAGAAGUGCAAGCGUCACUUCAUCCAGGACACGUGUCUCUAUGAGUGUUCCCCUAACCUGGGGCCAUGGAUCGACCAGGUAGGUGCAGACCCCACCCUCACCCACCCACCAGGAUGCCAGGGCUGGCGGAAGGAGCGGAUCCGGGAUGUGCCACUGUGCCAAGAGGACUGCGAGCAGUGGUGGGAAGAUUGCCAGGAUGCUGUCACCUGCAAGGUCAAUUGGCACAAGGGCUGGAACUGGACUACAGGCACCAACCAGUGUCCCAAGGGUGCCAUGUGCCAGAAGUUCAAGUUUGUGUUCCCCACGGCGGCUGCACUCUGCGAGCAGGUCUGGUCUGGCUCCUACCGCUACACAUCCCACCACCGUGGCAGCGGUCACUGCAUCCAGAUGUGGUUCGAUCCCACGCAGGGGAACCCCAAUGUUGCCGUCGCCCAGUAUUAUGCCCAUGGCGAUGCUCCCCCAAACUCCCUGCUCUCUAUCCUGCUGUCCCUGCUGCCCCUCACCCUACUGGCCCUGCUCUGAGCAGGAGGGGCUGCAGGCAGGAGCAGGCAGUAGAUGGUCGGGGGGGGGUCCACAGGCUGCCUUGUGCCUCCUCAUGGGAUGUCCCCAAGCUGUGUCCCCCCUCGAGGCGUGUGGGUCAUGAAUAAAUGCUCCUGCCCUGCUUGGUCUUGGGGUGUUGUGUGAUGGUUGGGGGGGCAGUAGGAUGGUUGAGGGACCUAGGGGUGUCUGCUUGUCCCAUCCUGCUUCUGGUGGGGAGAUGAAGCAGACAUCACUCCUAUUCAUUUGUACCGAUCAACCUGGCUACCCAGCACUGCCUCCCCCAAACCACUGUACUGGGCAAAGCACAAGGCACAGGGCUGCCUGCCACAGGGGCCCAGGAGGAUGGGGUCGCUGAAUGUGUCCUAGCACCUGACACGGCUCCAGGGCCCCGGGUGUCACUGACACUCUGGGGUGCACAGGAUGAGACUGGGAAAAUUAUGGGGAAAAAGGGGAGGAUACCCCUGGGACCCUGAGGUGGGAGCGUGGUUAUCAAGGGAGUUCCGCCGGCCCAGAGCCCACCCCAGUUGUCUCUUUUCCCCCCACAUGCUCCGUGUUUCCAGCUGUGGGGUGGCAUCGUUCCGAUCCCUGGCCCAUGGAGAAGUCCCCGGUUUUGGUGGCGAAACCGGGUCGCGCCUCCCACUUCUUCAGCCCCCGGACCCAGCCCUGCCCCACCGUGGCCCCCCUUUCCCCGGUGCCCGGCUCCCCGGUACCUUCACACCGCCGGUGCCUUCAUACCACCGUGCCCUCGCUCCUCCCUUCGGUAUGCCCCUGGGUGCUCCCCUGGUGCCCCUAUCUCUCCAAGUGCUUUCCCCCUCCCAGGUGCUCCUCGCCCCGGUGCUCUUCAUCCUCCCGGUGCUCCCCACUGCUGCUGCCCGCUACCCGGUGCUCUCCGCCCCUCGGUGCCGCUGCCCCUCGAUCAGACCCCCGAUGCCCCCCUGAUCAUCCUACUCAUGGCCCCUGAUCUGUCCCGGUGCCUCUCAGGUGCGCCCCCCAGGAUCUCACCAAUGCUCCCCAGUUACCUCACUGGUGCUCCCCCAAGCUCUCCCUGCUGCUCCCCCAGGAUCCCCGCGGGUCCCCUCCGGUGCCCCUCUCGACUCCUGCGUGUUCCAUUCCGUGAUCGCCUCUCACGGUGGCCA
Molecule: messenger RNA, 3004 nt
Organism: Onychostruthus taczanowskii (white-rumped snowfinch)
Lineage: Eukaryota; Metazoa; Chordata; Aves; Passeriformes; Passeridae
Product: folate receptor alpha-like
Exons: 4
Coding region: 972-1850 (292 amino acids)
Cellular component (GO): external side of plasma membrane
Molecular function (GO): signaling receptor activity
Source: RefSeq, a predicted model, not a curated record